Cercocebus atys (sooty mangabey) is the source of this 1572-nucleotide messenger RNA. It is a transcript of the gene GARIN1A, whose product is annotated as family with sequence similarity 71, member F2. NCBI's taxonomy places the organism in Eukaryota, Metazoa, Chordata, Mammalia, Primates, Cercopithecidae. The coding region runs from base 760 to 1404 and encodes 214 amino acids. The transcript is spliced from 6 exons. The record is from RefSeq and is a predicted model, not a curated record. Gene Ontology annotation, cellular component: nucleus.
GAGGCUUCACUGGGAGGCAAGAGGAUUAAAGCCUGUGUAUUCCCAAGAGCCUUCCUUGCAUCUGGCCAGCUAACUGCUGCCUUGGCAUAACUUUGGGAGGGUCAAUUACCCCGUCUGGGGUAAGGGUGAAUGUUUACAAAAUGGGAUAGGCUGAAUUACUGCUGGUUUGUAGUUGGUGGAAAGAGGGAGAAACGAGCCCGGCACAUCCUCGUCCUUCCUCUCCUCUUCUUUUUUUUCCCUUUUCUGUUGUCACCAUCACAUUCCUUGAUGUCAUUCCUGCCAUUGUGAGCUGACAGGCCCUCCCAGCCCUGGUGGACAGACCAUAAGUAAAUGGGGAGGAAGAGCUGGGAAGGUGGGGGCAGAUCACAUCAACAUCUCGGCGUUGGGCUGGGUCUGCGUGGAGCCUCAGAAAUGUUCCCCAGCCCAUUCUUCCCAAGAACCAAUGAGUAAAAUCAGGGGCCUCCCACCUGAGGUCAGGGAACCAGGCCCUGGAGUGGAACUUGGGGUGGAAAAUGGCCUUCUUUGUCAACUGAUUCAUUCUCCAGAAUUCAACUUGUUCUCCAACUCGGUGGUGUUUGAAAGCAACUUUAUCCAGUUGAAGAAGGCUUUCCAGAAGGGUCUUAAGCCAUUCUUUGAGAGACUGCUGAGAUUCUGGUCACUAAGCCCGGGAACUGGAGAGAUGUCUGUGAAGGGUCUGCCACCGUGAUCCUUGGGGUGACCUCCUCGGUGCCCUCCCUGCCGCUCCCCAAUGUCCUCCUGAUGGCCAAUGUUACCUGGCCCCGGGGUCCGUUUUCCACCUGGAGCACACCUGGUGAUGCCCCAGUCAUCACCCUCAGCAGGCUUCUCCCCCUGAAGUAUGUGGAGCUGCGAAUCUACGACCGGCUCCAGCGCAUCCUGAGGGUUAGGACAGUGACCGAAAAGAUCUACUAUCUGAAGCUCCACGAAAAACACCCAGAGAUUGUGUUUCAAUUCUGGGUCCGCUUGGUGAAAAUUCUGCAGAAAGGCCUGUCCAUCACCACCAAAGACCCAAGAAUCGAAUUCACUCACUGCCUGGUGCCCAAGAUGCCCACCAGCUCCAUAGAAACAACACCUGAAAACAGCCUCCUGUCAUCCCCCCAGCCUAGCGAGUCCCUCGUGCUGCUGGCGGCUGAGCAGACCAGUGGCAGUUUCUCACAGCUCUCAGGAAAGCUCCAGCUCACAGCAGACAGGAACAAUGACACUGCCAUUGAAAUAGACAACCGCAGCAGCUACAAGAUACCCUCACCAGUGGCAUCUCCAAUCAAUUUGAAUAUACCCAUGAGAGCUGUCUUGAGCCACAGCCUCUGGGAACAGGAGGAUCCGGAAGAGCACCUUCUACAAGUUCCUGUAGCCAGUUCCCUAGGAGAGCACUUCUUGGGACCCUGACACCUAGGCAAAACAUGCUCUUCCUGGCAUGCGUGUACUUGUACUUGCUACCACCUCUUAUAAUGCUCCUUUCCCACUGUGAGCCGAGUGACCAUGGGAGAGGUAAGAUGGUAUUUCCAACAAGGUGCUUCUGUGCUUCCACCAAUAAACUUCCAAGUGAGUCCCUAA